AUGAAAUACCUCCGCCUUGCUGUAUCCCCAUACUCAUCUAGAAAAAGCAGGAAUUCCAAGCUUGGUGAGGAGCUAUCCACUAAGGUACAGCGAAUUUCUGAACUGGAGGAAGCUGUUCGCGACGCAGAAAAUGGUUUAAUGGAAACUCGUGCAGAGUCAGCAGAAGAAAUAGCCAAAGUCAAGGAGGAACUGGCGGAGACAAACGCUCUUGUUGGUAAACUCACCACCCAGCUGGAGGUGAACUCUCGUGCGAUUCCCGUUGAAGAGGUUGAAAAACAGCUGUCAGCUGUCCAAAGCUCCAUUGAACAAUCUGAGGGCAAAUUGAAGUCAGUGACCGAAGAGCGAGAUCGCGUGCUUGGAUGA
This is a messenger RNA of Cooperia oncophora, 363 nucleotides long. The record is from the annotation of a GenBank genome assembly. Lineage: Eukaryota; Metazoa; Nematoda; Chromadorea; Rhabditida; Trichostrongylidae.